Messenger RNA from Lodderomyces orthopsilosis Co 90-125, 3150 nucleotides. It is a transcript of the gene MET18, whose product is annotated as Met18p. Gene Ontology annotation, cellular component: cytosolic [4Fe-4S] assembly targeting complex. Lineage: Eukaryota; Fungi; Ascomycota; Pichiomycetes; Serinales; Debaryomycetaceae. The coding region runs from base 1 to 3150 and encodes 1049 amino acids. The transcript has a single exon. Gene Ontology annotation, biological process: iron-sulfur cluster assembly. The record is from RefSeq and is a predicted model, not a curated record.
AUGUCUGCACCAGCUGAAACUCAUAACAUACCAGUGUUAAUAAGCCAAUAUGUUGCUGCUGUUGGUAACAACAAUGACGAUGUGUCACAAAAUUACGUUUCAGAAAUUGUUGACCUAUUUACCGCUAAUCAACUCACAUUACUUCAAUUUGUUCAACAUCUAGGACCUACUUUGACUUCAGAUAAUGAGGUAAUGAGAAGUCGUGGAAUGCAAUUCUUGAGCUCAGUAUUGGGCAGAUUGCCUGUGGGGCACCUUUCAAGACAAGAUGUGGGAGUAAUGAUUGAUUUUCUAAUGAAUAAAUUUGAUGAUAAAUUGAGUUUAAUCCAUGCAUUAAAUGGGAUAAACACCUUGAUUAAUUGCAAACAUUAUGCUGCCAGUUUUAAUACUGAAAAAUUAUUAAACAAGCUUCUAAAUGGAUACGAACCAAGAAAGAAUUUGGCUAAAGUUCGAUAUGAAGCAUUUCAAAUUAUGAACAGCUUAUUCGACAACAACAAGACAUUUACUACCACCUCUGUGGCUGAUUUAUACGUCAAGACAUUUAUUCAUAUUGCAUCAGGAGAAAAAGAUCCUCGAAAUUUGUUACAAUCGUUCAAAUUAAACAAGUGUAUCAAUGAAGAGUUUGAAUUUAAUGAUUCUGAGUUACAUAAGGAGUUUAUUGCCGAUUUAUUUGAUGUUUGCUUUUGUUACUUCCCCAUUUCAUUCACUCCACCUGCGAAUGAUCCGUACAAGAUAACUGCAGAAGAGCUAAAAUUGCAAUUGAGACAAGUUAUUGCAUCACAAUCUAGAUUUGCCUCUGAAUCGAUACCAAGCUUAGUGGAGAAACUAGCAUCUACCAACCCAGUCAUACGCAAUGAUACAUUAAAGACAAUUGCAUUAUGUGUGGGGAGUUACACAGUUGAUACAAUCACGGCGCAUUGGCUUUCUUUAUGGAAUGCAUUAAAGUUUGAAAUUUUGCAUAAUGAUUGUGCACAAUUUGAGCCAACUAUGGAAAGCAUAAUACCUGCAGAUUAUACAUCAAUUGAUGAUAAUGAUGAAGUUAAAGUAUUGUUCUCGACAUUGAUCAUAUUGGAAACAAUGGUGAAGAAGGUGCUGCAGCCAGAAACUAUGUUGCAAACCGUGGUUGAUGAAUUAGGACCAAAUUUGCAAAAGGAUAAAGCCAAACCAUCCGUAAUAAUCUUAGCAUCCUUGGCAAGCACCUCCACAGAAAAUUACAACUUUGUCAUCGAUUACAUGUUUGUAUCCAGUGUAUGGGGGAAACACUUUAAUGUGGAAGGUGAUGACAAAGCAGAGGAGGAUUCGGAUACUGAUAUGGACAAAAAUGACGAUAUCACAUUAAAUAUUGCAAAGCAACGUGAUUUAGUUGACAAUUUAGGUUUCAUCUUGAUUGCUCAUCCACCGAAUCAAACCGAUUUGAUAAAUUACAAAGAUCAUUUACUUAUUUUCUUGUGUCAAAUAUUAUCAAACUCAUCCAACUUGGAAAAGACGUUGAGGUGCAAAGUUGUUCAACAAUUGAGCAAGUUGAUGACAUUGUCUAGCUUUUUGACGCCUACUAAUGUGCAAUUGAUUUUACAAAUUUUCAAAACCGUAAUUGAGGAAAACAUAGCCACUGGUAAAAAGGAUAUUAUUGUUGAUGAAAUUGUCACUAAUUUGUCGUCCAUCAUGGAAAAAGAGCCGUUGUUUACUUCGACCAUCAUUGACGAAAUCAUAAACCCGAUCGUGACGAAAGAGGACCCUGAAACCAAUUUCAAGUAUGUGCUUGAUAUCAUUCGACAAUUGACAAUAAACCAUCAAAUUUUAGAAGUUGUAUCGAUUAGAAUCAUGAAUAAGGAUAAUUUCACUGUGGACUCGUUACAAGUUGUUGUUGAAUUUUUCAUAUCCUUGUUUAAUAAAGUUGAAACUAUUCAACCGUUUUUAACUAAUUCAUGGUAUAAGAAGUUCAUCCCUAACUUGAUGAAUUUGUUAUUCAGAUUAGUUCCUGAAGAAAGUAGUCCCAGCGCUUUGGCAUUAUUGGAAGUUAGUGGAGAUUUAAUCCGUGUCAUUAUUCGAUUCAUCGAUGCGAAUAAACACCAAUCUAUAUUGGAUGAAGUAUAUCAAAUAUUCUGCACUGAUGUGGAAUCGAAGUUCGUAUUUCAAUAUCUGGGUAACUUGUUAUUUCAUCCAAGUGCUUACAUGACUAUUUACAACAAGAUCAUCUCAGCAAUUGACAAAUCAUGCAAAUUGGAAGACGUCAAUGAGUCAGUGUCUGCAGUAGCCACAAUCUUGUCCAAUCUCAAAGAUAAGUAUCUGCGAGUUCAAUAUUUACAACAUCUUUGUCUUCUUGUCAACAAGUUUGGUCCAGUGGAUUUCUCACCCGAAUUGACUUUCACAAAUUUGAAUCAAUUUGAAAUAUAUGUAUGGACAUUGAAAGCCAACUUGUUAAAGAUUGAGCCCAGUGGAAUAAAAUCAUUGAUUGCAUUACUCGAGAAGUUUCAAUCUCCAACUACUUCGUUACCUCAUAAACAAUUGAUAAUAAGUGCGUUGCCGUUACUUGUAAUUGACUUGAAAUUGUUUAUAAACACUCCAGCUGCAUUAUCAUCGAGGAAAAUUAUAUCCAAUGUGAACAAUCUUAAUGUGAAAUUAUUGUAUAAACAACAAGUGUUUGAGCGGAUGUUGCCUUAUUUGCUCAAGGGAGAGGAGCGUGAUGGUGAUGAUUCAAUGUUGAAUAUCCAAGCAUUAGCAUUGAUCUUGCCUCAUAUUCCUCAGAAAAUCUUGGUGCCACAUUUGCCUACAUUUAUGCCAUUCAUCAUCACCGCAUUAACCACAACUACCAACUCAAAUGAAUCAAAAACGAAUACACAAUUGAUUUAUAAAUCAGGGUUGAAUAUAUUGGAAAUCAUCUUGGAAGAAAAUGCCACAAUUAUUCAACUGAAAUUAUCAACAAUUGUACCUAACUUAAUCAAACUAGCUACAGGCACCAGUAUUGGUGACAGUGAAGUUCGAAAGCAGGCUUUGGUCAAUUUGAUUCUUGUGUUUACUAAAUUCGAUCAAGAUGUAGCUGAAAAGUACAAGAAGUCCGUGUUGAAACAAUUGGAGUUGUGUUUGGAUGAUAAGAGACGAAAUGUAAGGAAAUUAGCUAUUGAUUUAAGACAAAUCCUAUACGAAAUGAGAUAG